UUUCUUUUUUACAUAUCACAAAGUCUAAGUUUUUUUCCCCCUCUUUACUAUAAGCUCAACUCACAAUAAUUAUCAAUAUGGAUAACAAAGAAGACAAAUCAGAAAUUUCGCGAUCAUCCAUUGAAGAAGUUGAUGUACAUAAAGCAACAAAGUCGGAAGAAGUUAAUAAUGAUCAAGUGAUUGUUGAUCCACCGAAGAUUGUAACAAUCAGAAGUGAUGAAAAUACAGAUGCAGAGCAAGUUAAAGACGAAGAAAAAAACAAUAAUGGUGAUCCACCAAAGAUUGUAACAAUCGAAAGUGAGGAGAAUAGAGAUGCAGAGCAAGUUAAAGACGAAGAAAAAAAUAAUAGCAAUCCAGCUGAGGGAAACAAGAAUGAACAAGUUGAAAAAGAUAGGAUGGGAAGUUCAGAAUUAGUAAAGAUAAAUCAAAUUGAAAAAAAGACAAAAUGCCGGCCAAUAGCAUUUCUAUUGGGACUUCCAUUUGCCUUAAUCUCUCUCAUCAUCGCUUUUAUUGGAGGAAUUAUCUGGAUUAUCGGGUUGAUUUUGACUUGCAUAUGCCCCUGUUGCUUUUGUGUGACUGUGUUGGUAGAAAUGGCACUUGGUCUGGUGAAUGCUCCUUUUCAACUCUUCCACUAUAUCACUGAUAAAAUACCUUUCUGAUCAAUUAAUUAAGACCCUUCCAUAUGGGAUUAAUUAAAAUGAAGAUUACUCAGUUUUGUACAUAACUAGAAAAAAUGUGUGUUUUAUAUAUUUGUCGUGUCUUCAAAAAAAAUUUCUUCUUUUGAUGGUUCUCUUUGGUCUCUUCACGUGUACUUCAUACAAUAAUUUGCUUGGUUAGUUUUGUUCUUAAUUUUGAUACAACUUUAGGUUAUUAAUGUAAAUCUCAU
This is a messenger RNA of Solanum pennellii, 886 nucleotides long. RefSeq lists its product as uncharacterized. The record is from RefSeq and is a predicted model, not a curated record. NCBI's taxonomy places the organism in Eukaryota, Viridiplantae, Streptophyta, Magnoliopsida, Solanales, Solanaceae. The transcript has 2 exons. The coding region runs from base 78 to 659 and encodes 193 amino acids.